UAACUCCCUACCCAAAAUCCAGGAAAUUUACAAUUUUACUGCAUUCAUUGAAAACUGUGACCUUGACGCUUGGAAUUUACGGGCAGUAAAUUCACAUGGUCAGAAAUAAGAUGAAAACGGUAGGGUAUGGAGAAGGUCGGUUACUUCUUUGAAUUUUAAACGUCCUGAUGCCACCUCGAAAUUUGUAAAGUCGUCAGCCUUCUUUCCUAUCGAGCAGCCAACCUUCUGUCAGACUAAUCCCUUCUCCGUCAUAAUCUCUCUUCUGAGAAGAAAAAUCAACUCUCGUCUACCUCUUACAGAAGCUCUUUGUGAGAAACCAUGGAAUCCUAGCGGUUCAUCCCUCAACAUAUCCUGGACCCAAAGAAUGCAAAGCAAGCCAAACUCUCUGAAAGUCAUAUCGAUAUUAUCAAGAACGGUUCCGGAUUUCCAGCGCAUGCAUCCAUCUUGUUCCCGGCCGCUAACGAGCGGGUUGACUGACAUUGCGAUGGAUGGGUCAAUUUCUUCAUGUAUCCCUUCAAAAUCGGUAUGAAGUUUCCUUUUUCUUCUCUAGCUAGAGACUUCUUGGCCUUUGUCAAAGUUUCCCCUUCCCAAAUAAUGCCACAAGUAUGGAGGGUUCUUCGUGGACUGGAAGUAUUGAGUGAAAAACACAGCAUCCCUUUCACCUUCGAAGAUCUGGGCUUCACUUACGAUCUUCGCUCUUCUGGAGCUGGACGGUUCACAUUAGCUGUUAAAGAUGCUCGCGAAGCACUUAUAUUGAGAGCGGACAAGGCCAAUGAUCGCGGCUGGAUGAGUCUGUUCUUCUUUGUACAGAAAGAUUCCCUAGGUUAUGAUGGGGCGUUUCUUGAAGAGAGUCUGCAUAAAGAUAGGAAGACAAUCCCAUUGAGCUAUGGUCUGAAUUCUGAAGAAAGGACUGCUAGAAUUUUAUCCAUAACCACCAUUGAGCGGACCUUUGGGAAUCUAGUGGCUGAUAAUGAAGGCUCGUGUGCGGUCUCCGUAGACGAUUCAGACCAUGAAUCAGAAGGUUCAAGAGGUGGUGGUGAAAAUGCAAGUGCCUUUGUUCCUCUCCAAAUGGUGUUCCCUGUUGUUCAGGACUCUUGCCCUCUCCAGACGAAACGUUCUGCUCAACAUCUGCUUCUUCAUCCAGCACGCGGCUGAUGCCUUCUUAUUAUGACCUCCUUAACAUGGUUUUGAGAAAGAAAAAAGUUCCUUCCAAGCUGGCUUCUGGUUCUCCCAAAACUCCACAUUGCCCGACUGUUGAAAUGAAAGUUGUUCCUCCUCUUCCAGUGAACGCUGCUGCCAAUUCUGACUCUGGUGUGAAGAUGAAUGCCUCCUUUUCUCGUGACUUCUGCUGUUUGAAGGAUGCUUUUAUGAUGAGAAGUGAAAUGCCUCAGGUUCUGCUUCCCUGCUCGUCUGCUGCGUUUGCUGAUAUUUCUUCAGCUGGUCUAGCGUUGGCUUCGUCGGCCUAUGCUUUCCAGGU
This is a messenger RNA of Cuscuta europaea, 1477 nucleotides long. NCBI's taxonomy places the organism in Eukaryota, Viridiplantae, Streptophyta, Magnoliopsida, Solanales, Convolvulaceae. The record is from the annotation of a GenBank genome assembly.